This is a messenger RNA of Drosophila teissieri, 6096 nucleotides long. RefSeq names its product metabotropic glutamate receptor 8. Gene Ontology annotation, cellular component: membrane. The transcript is spliced from 18 exons. Bases 18 to 4835 code for a protein of 1605 amino acids. Gene Ontology annotation, molecular function: G protein-coupled receptor activity. Lineage: Eukaryota; Metazoa; Arthropoda; Insecta; Diptera; Drosophilidae. The record is from RefSeq and is a predicted model, not a curated record. Gene Ontology annotation, biological process: G protein-coupled receptor signaling pathway.
GUACUUUGGAUUCCUUUAUGGCCGCCACAAUGGCAACCGGAAACCAGUUGGGACAAGGAGAACCAAGGAGGUUGAAAGGUGCGGCAACCUUAGAAGCAAUCUCGGCAACAACAGCACCUCCACCAGCAGCAGGUGUGUCAGUCGCAGCAGCAUCAGCAGCAAUAACUGCAGCAAUUCAAGCCACGGCAGCAACAUCGCCGACUCGGGAGCAACACACGCUGCCCCUACGUCCCGCAGUGGGCCAAAUGGCAGGGAUAAAUGUACCAGCAACAAUAGAAGACCAAAUCGGAAGAGCAGUGAUUCCGAGCAAAACAAACAUGGCCGAGACAGCAGUAUCGCUCUCUCCCACCACCACGUCCACCAUACCCAUACCCACUCCCAGUACCACAUCCACGUCCAAUCCCCCGACAGAAAUAAUACCUGUAAAAACAAAGCGCAGCGGGUCGGAAAAGACCAAUAAGAUUGGCCUGAGUGUUCGGAGGGACGAAAUAAAAUUCAAUCCGGAUGCCGCACUAACCCAUGGCUAUGCAAAUGCCACAGAGGCGUGGCCAACAAUGACAACUGCCAAUAUUGUGGCAGCGCCAGCCGCACCGACCAUAUUGCCGGCACUAACGAGCACGGAGAGCAGGAUUGGUGGCAAGGCGGUGCCCACGCCCCGGCUACUCGGAUCCGGUGCGGCAAGUGUGGCCCAGAUUUUGGCCAAGUCCCUGGACAGUCCGCCACCGAGCUCGUCAUCCGGCUGGCCAGUUAAGCACGCCGCUGUGCUCGAGGGCGAUGUAAUCCUGGGUGGCCUGAUGAUGGUCCACUCGCGCGAGGACAGCAUAACCUGCGGACCCAUAAUGCCGCAGGGCGGCAUCCAGGCCUUGGAGGCGAUGCUGUACACCUUGGACCAGGUAAACAAGCAGCAGCUCCUGCCGAAUGUCACUCUGGGCGCCCACCUGCUCGACGAUUGCGACAAGGACACCUACGGCCUGGAAAUGGCUGUCGACUUUAUUAAAGCGCAUAUACAAAUAAAGCGGGCUUCGCGCGAAUUCAAUAUAUAUCACGGUAAAACCGAAGCCAAGGCCAAUAUGCAAACAGUCAGUGAGAGCAAAUGGUCCGUGCAAAUAUGUUUGCUGCUGCUUCUCGUCUUCCCGUCCACCUGUCACAUCCUGCAGACCGAAAGCCAGGUGGUCGGCGACAUUGAACUGGCGGACGACGGGGUGGCAUCCAGUCAUCGUCGCAGUCGCAGUCACAGUGGCAGUCACAGUGGCAGUCACCGGACUCAUCCUGGCUGCGAGCACCUCCAUCAUCGUCAGCAUCGCGGAAAAAGUCACGCCCGAAGGCACAGACAGAGCCCAUAUGAGAUUCUCGAGCAUGAGCAGCGGCAGCAGCAGAUGGGCAAGCACUGGCGCCAGUGGGUGAACCACCUGCAGUCGCCGGAUUACGCCAACGAUGACCCAUCGCCCGAUGGCAGGCGACCUUAUCCGGCUAAUGGAGACCUUUCCUACGACCACUUUGAGCUGGAGGACUACCAGCGGUAUGCUAAUAUCGACUUGGCAUCGCCGCGCUCCGGGCGCCAUCGCGGUCGCCAUCUGCCCCUGAACAACCUGAACUUGAUGCUGCCGCUCAGCUCGGCGGACGGGAGUGGCAAGUACCUGAGAUCCCUGCCGGAUUCGGUGAGCUUCCAGAACGACCGACUGUACGCCACCCAGCCGCAGAGGCACUGGCCUGUCAAGCGGGAGGCCAUCGUGGAGGGCGACGUGAUUCUGGGCGGCCUGAUGAUGGUCCACUCGAGGGAGGACAGCAUCACCUGCGGGCCCAUCAUGCCGCAGGGUGGCAUCCAGGCCCUGGAGGCCAUGCUCUUCACGAUCGACAGGAUUAACAGGGAGCAGCUCCUGCCGAACAUCACCCUGGGCGCCCACAUCCUCGACGACUGCGAUAAGGACUCCUAUGGCCUUGAAAUGGCCGUAGAUUUUAUAAAAGGGUCCAUCAGCAACAUAGAUGACGCGGAGUAUCACUGCAACAAGACGCAAGUGCGCAAGGUCAUCUCGGGGGUGGUGGGUGCCGCCUCCUCGGUCACAUCCAUACAAGUUGCCAAUUUAUUGCGGUUAUUCCGAAUUCCCCAGGUGUCAUACUUCUCCACCAGCCCCGAGCUGAGCAACAAACAGCGGUUCGAGUACUUCUCCCGCACAAUUCCCUCGGAUCACUACCAGGUGAAGGCCAUGGUGGAGAUUGUGAAGAGGAUGGGAUGGAGCUACGUCUCGAUUAUCUACGAGGAGAGCAAUUACGGAAUCAAGGCUUUUGAGGAACUGGAGGAGCUCCUGGCACGCCAUAACAUUUGUAUUGCCAUCAAGGAGAAGCUGGUGAAGGAUUCGGGAGUGGCCGAGGACAUCGCCUACGACAAUAUAGUGCAGAAGCUGCUGACGAAGCCGCGGGCCCGAGGAGCCAUUAUCUUCGGAUCGGAUCAGGAGGUGCGGCAAGUGAUGCGGGCGGUGCGCCGGGCCAAUGCAACCGGCUCCUUCUCCUGGAUCGGAUCCGAUGGCUGGAGUGCCCGGAAUUUGGUGUCCGACGACUACGAGCCGGAGGUGGAAGGCACGCUGUCUGUGCAGCCGCAGGCGAAUCCAGUGCGCGGGUUCGAGGAGUACUUCCUCAGUUUGACGGUGGAGAACAACCAACGCAAUCCCUGGUUCGUGGAAUUCUGGGAGGAUCACUUCCAGUGCCGAUAUCCCGGCAGUACAAGCACUCCGUACAAUAACUACACAAAGCAGUGCACCAAAAAGGAGCGACUUUCACGGCAGAACACAGACUUCGAGGACCAGCUGCAGUUCGUCAGCGAUGCAGUGAUGGCAUUUGCCUACGCCCUGAGGGACAUGCACCGCGACCUGUGCGGCGGAGGUCCUUCGCUAUGCGAGGCCAUGAAGCCGACGAAGGGUGCAGAUUUGCUCAAAUAUUUGCGUAAAGUGGAGUUUGAGGGCCUCAGCGGCGACGAGUUCCGCUUCGACGGGAACGGCGACGGUCCGGCCCGGUACAACAUCAUCCACUUCAAGCAGUCCCAGGCGGGACAGUACCAUUGGGUCAAGGUGGGCGAGUACACCGAGGGCGAGCUGCGACUCAACAUGUCGGAGGUGAAGUUCAAGCGGCUGAGUCCCAAGCCGCCCGAGUCCGUCUGCAGCCUGCCCUGUCUGGUGGGCCAGGCCAAGAAGUACGUGGAAGGCGAGAGCUGCUGUUGGCACUGCUUCAAUUGCACAACCUAUCAAAUCCGCCACCCGGAUGACGAGACCCACUGCAAGCUGUGCAAGCUGGGCACUCUUCCCGACGCCCACAAGCAAUACUGCCGCCCCAUCCCUGAGAUAUACUUGCGACCGGAGUCCGCCUGGGCCAUCGGGGCUAUGGCGUUCAGUGCGACCGGCAUCCUAGUAACGCUCUUCGUUAUGGGCGUGUUUGUCAGGCACAACGACACGCCCAUAGUGCGUGCCUCUGGGCGGGAGCUGAGCUAUAUCCUGCUGGCGGGGAUUUUCAUGUGCUACGGUGUCACCUUUGCCCUGGUCCUGAAGCCAACCAACAUUGUGUGUGCCAUUCAGCGGUUCGGCGUCGGCUUCUGCUUCACGGUCGUGUAUGCGGCACUGUUGACCAAAACGAAUCGCAUUGCACGGAUCUUCAAAGCGGGCAAACAGUCCGCCAAGCGACCCUCCUUCAUUAGUCCCAAGUCCCAGCUGGUAAUCUGUGCGUGCCUGGUUAGUGUGCAGAUACUCAUCAACGGCGUUUGGAUGGUAAUUGCGCCAUCACAUGCCAUGCAUCAUUAUCCCACACGCGAGGAUAAUCUGCUCGUCUGCGACUCGUACAUCGACGCCUCCUACAUGAUUGCGUUCUCCUACCCAAUCUUCCUGAUUGUUAUUUGCACGGUCUACGCGGUGCUCACGCGAAAGAUUCCGGAGGCUUUUAACGAAUCGAAGCAUAUUGGAUUCACCAUGUACACGACCUGUGUGAUUUGGCUGGCUUUUGUGCCGCUCUACUUCGGUACCGCCAACCACGUCCCACUCCGCAUCACCAGCAUGUCGGUGACCAUCAGCUUAUCCGCCAGCGUGACCAUUGCCUGUCUCUUUUCGCCCAAGCUGUACAUAAUACUCAUACGCCCCGAGCGCAACGUGCGCCAGAGCAUGAUGCCGCCGCGCUACGGCAACAUGCACCGCACCGCUGGCACAGGACCCUCGUCCAUGAUGGCCGCCGCCGUGGUGACCGCCGCCACCUGUGCCCAGGAGGAGAAGAUCCAGAAGCAUAUCACUCCCACAAACACAGAAAACUCACUGAAGACGAAGAAAUUGUGCGAAAUGGCCACUCAGACAAUUUCCAGUAUAAUCACGUCACUGGACAUUAAUGCGUACAAUCAAAUACCAUAUGCCGAUCAAUAUGUGCCAAACAAUACCACAACGGCCACGACCACGCCCACAGAAAAGGGCAGUGGCAACGGCAGCGGCAACGGCAACGGCAAUAGCAAUACCAAUGGUAGUAGCAAUAGCAACAGCAACAGCAAUGGCGCUAGCGAUGGCGGUGGCGAUGGCGAUGGCGAUGUGGCAACGGAGCAAGUCGUAGCCAACAAUAAUAAAAUCAAUCAGCGGCAACAUGGCCAGCCGGCCGUGGCAUUUGCCAUCACAUCGACUAACAAUCACAUAAGCGGCCCAGCAGCAACCAUAACAACAACAGCGGCAACUGGCGAAACAACAUCAGAGGCGCUGGUAGCUUCAAUAACCACUCCCUCGGCAACGGGGAAUGUCAGCGAAACCACGUCCGUGGCGCCCAGCAAUGGGCAAGGAAACGGGAGUCAACGCCCGCCGGUCCUGCAAACAAACUUAUAGCUAAACGCACAACAAUUGCAACAGCAGCUGCUCAAGGAGCAGCAGCGACAACAAGCCGAGCUCCAGCAGCAGCAGCAGCAGCAGCAGCAGCAACAGCAACAUCCGCAGCAGCAACAAGGAACACAAAGCUCUUCCAGCGACACCGGCAGCACGGGCAGCUGCAGUGCGGCGAAGAAACGCGCCGCAAUUCCCGUUUAGCUGCCACCGGAGAUUCCAGAUUCUCGCAACCAUACGAUACGUAAGUAGACGAAAGUGUCCGUUGACCCAAGCGUUUCCCAGGAUCGGACGGUUUGCGUGCCAGGAUGGGACUAAAUUGGGAGCUGCUGUGCCACAGAAUAUCUCCAGAUCUUAGAAGGCGUAUUUAUUACACACCAACUACUUUGUUUGUUUAUUGAAUUGCUUGAGUUGGGUUGGUCUAAGGUUUCUCGAUAGCGAUACAACAACGUAUCUCAAUAGCGAAACUAUUUCUGUGACCUCUGAGGCUUUCUUCAGAUUUUAGAGGACAGAGCAAAUUAACGUAAGUGUCCCAAGUAAGAUCAAAAUCAAAUCAUCAAAAAUGUUUGCAUCUCUUCUCAAAAACAAAUGUUUUCUCCAUUUUACACUGCAGCACAAGAGUAAAAAAAAAAAUAUUUAAAAUAACUUGUAAACCUUAAUCUAUCAAUAAGUGUUUAGUACUUAAGCUUAUCUAGAUUACUAAGCGUUGUUUCAAAGCGUUCCGAAAGAAACAAAAAAAUGAAAAUGUGAUAUAAUUUCAAAAAUGUUUUUUCUACAACCGAAGCAACUUACAAGCUAUCUGAAUAGUACACGAAACUUGUAGGCUAAGCGAGGCAAACACUGUACAGUGAGCACUGGAUGAAGAGACUUUUCGAGGGCGCAAUUAUGUUCCAAAAGGGCUGGGACCCAGCCCCUUUGCAAUGUAGCAGCUAGUUAAAACAAUUACAAUUGCAUUUAUUGUGUUGUUUGAGCCCAUCAACAUGGUAGAUUUAAUUGUUGUCCAACUAAGGUGUACAUAUGUAUGGUAUUUUACGGAGAACUUUUUAGUCGUAGCGACACCUCGAUGUGAAUUCGUAUUAAAGUUAAUUGGGAGCAGCUUUCCACUUGAAAUGUGCCAUCCCCGAAAACGCAUAGUUUAAUAUUUGUUAUAGAGCGCAAGUAAUGCAAUUCAUGUCUAGCCAAAACAUGGGGUACAAACUAUAGCAAAAUUUGUUCGUUUUCCGUGUCUGUGUGUUCAGUGUAAAUAAUCGUUAACGAGAAUCCGGUG